GUCGCGGACUUUGCUUCCGUAGCUGCAGCUCUUGGCGAGUCCAGACCGGCAGCUCCCAUCUCACCUGUAAACACAAGGUCCAGCAGUGUCUGCCUCUUCCCGCUGUGCUCGCAGCGCGGGACCAUGAGGAACACGAGCAAGGAACUCCAGGGCGCGGCGGCACAACGCUACGCUCCCUGCGAUUGGUAUUACCAUCACCCUGUGAAGCUGUCUGAGAAGGCUGUGGAUGCCCCACCAGCAUCCCAGAUCCCAGGUCUCAGCCACUGGGGAGACUCACGUGAGAAUAUGCUCGGAAACCGGCGAUACUGGAUAAAAGAAACAGAUUCAGAGUAUGUGAAGCUUGCAAAACAAGGCGGCAGGUCCGAUUUGUUGAUGCACUUGGCCCCCGGGACCAGGAAGGGCUCUGCAGCUGCCUACUCCCUGCCAGACUGGUAUAUCCACCACAGCAAGCCACCGACGGCCAACCAGCGGGAAGUUCCUGCCUUCUCCAUGCCAGACUACAUGGUUUAUGAAGAAUUUAACCCCGAUCAGGCCAACGGCAGCUAUGAGUCCAGGAGGGGGCCCUUCGACUUCGACAUGAAAACGGUUUGGCAAAGAGAGGCUGAGGAACUUGAAAAGGAGAAAAAAAAGGUGAAGCUACCAGCCAUUAACUCAAAGUAUACGGGCAAAGUGGGGACGCCAGUUGGCCCUAAAGACCCUUCUGGAAGUAGAUUCUCCUUCCCUCCGAUGCCUGGCCAGAAAACCAGUUCACCAACAAACUUUUCCAAACUUAUUAGCAAUGGUUAUAAGGAUGAGUGGUUACAACAGCAUCGAGCUGAUUCAGACAAGAGGACCCCAAAGACACCCAGGGCGUCUACAUCGUCAUCUCAGUCCACACAAGACCUGGAAGGGCCCCAGGAUGCAGAGGAGACACCCCAAGACACAGAGACCCCCAAAGGCUCUGAAAAUGCUGAAGGCCCCGAAGGAUCUCCAUCCCCAUCAAUACCAGCAGAGCUCAAGUAAACCUGGAUGUAGGAUGUAUUUAGGAUAACUUUUUUAGUGGCUAAAUAUGCUAUUACUAUGCUAACAGCUAUAUUUCUAAGGCUCCUGUUAUAUUUUAUUGAUACAUAUCCUUAUAUUCUUAUAUUUAUCUUGUAGUGGAUUUGACAUUGCAUGAUAGUGCAAAUGUUGGGUUUUGUUUCUUACCUUUCUCUGGGAUG
Otolemur garnettii (small-eared galago) is the source of this 1199-nucleotide messenger RNA. RefSeq names its product chromosome unknown C7orf57 homolog (gene CUNH7orf57). The transcript has 7 exons. The record is from RefSeq and is a predicted model, not a curated record. Lineage: Eukaryota; Metazoa; Chordata; Mammalia; Primates; Galagidae. Bases 124 to 1002 code for a protein of 292 amino acids.